Ananas comosus (pineapple) is the source of this 1758-nucleotide messenger RNA. RefSeq lists its product as uncharacterized. The transcript is spliced from 3 exons. NCBI's taxonomy places the organism in Eukaryota, Viridiplantae, Streptophyta, Magnoliopsida, Poales, Bromeliaceae. The coding region runs from base 1 to 1758 and encodes 585 amino acids. The record is from RefSeq and is a predicted model, not a curated record.
AUGGCUGAAGAAAUACAAAAGUUGGACAUUCUCGAAGAAUCUGAAAACUUGAUGGUCCAACAGCUUGACACUCGAAAACAGCUUAAGCUUAAUCUGUCGAAUGUAAUAGCUGACGAGGAGGUGCUAUGGAAGUCCAAAGCUAGGCAGCAAUGGUUAAACGAGAUUGUCAACUGGUGCUCGAAAGCUGGGGUUGAAUGUGUUGGAGUUAAAGCUGAUUUCGAGAAGGCAUACAAUAAAGUGAGCUGGGGAUUUCUAAGAAAGGUCAUGAUAUGGCUGGGGGCGAGCAACAAGUGGUGUGGCUGGAUUGAUCAGUGUAUUUUUAAUGCUAAAGUUGCUAUUCUAGUGAAUGGGGCUCCAUCCAAAUGGAUCAAAACAAAAAGAGGGCUUCGACAAGGGGACCCACUAUCCCCCUAUCUCUUCCUUCUGGUUGCAGAAGGACCAGCAAGAGUGACGAAUAGAGCUGUAUGUAACAACCUGUUGAUGGGGCUUGGACCCACUGCGACCUCCAAGGUUGCAAUUAUCCAGUACGCCGACGAUACUAUCUUCUUUUGCGAGGCUAAACGUAGGCAAGUUAGAAAUCUCCUUUUUGUUUGGCAACUUUACGAGUGGGCAUCCGGGCUGAAGAUUAAUCGAGAUAAAUCAGAGCUUCUUUAUCUGGGUAGUCGUGAAGAUCAAGGAGUAAGGCUCGCCGAAGUUUUAGGAUGUAAACUAGGUUCUCUCCCGAUCCGGUAUCUCGGCUUACCCCUCUCAAACAGACUUCUUCGAAAAGAGGACUGGUGGCCUAUCAUUGAGCGUGUUGAGAGACGGGUUGGAGGGUGGCAAGCAAAACUCCUCUCCCAAGGUUCUUACAAACAGCGGCGACCCCUUCUGAAUGGCACUUACUACUCCAGGCGUAGACCCCUCGGGGAAGGUGCCUCCUUCAGACCAUACUCUCAAUGGUGGCGGAACGUCUUAGCAAAUAGGGCUCUAUUGAAGUGUGGAAUCUCCUUCUCGAUAGGGGACGGUCACAGUACUAACUUCUGGUCGGACAUCUGGGUCGAAGGAUCUACCCUACGAUCAUGUUACCCCAACUUAACUAAUGCCGUGCAGAGCCGUAAUUAUAGGGUGAAGGAAUGCUACGGUCGUAGUGGGUGGAGGUGGCAUAAAAUUUUGGCGGAUUACGAACCUAGCUCGCAAGCCGAUAGAGAGUCGAUCUUGAAGCUGAAAGACUCACCAUCGAACGUGAUGUUAUCAGCCACUUCAGAUGUCAUCAAAUGGAGAUGGACGCACUCUGAGAUGUUUAUAGUUAACUCCCUCAACAAAUUCUUACAAGAUGGUGGGGUCAAAGAGAACAGCUACUCUCAGCUAUGGAUGACUAGAAUUCCUCUGAAGGUCAAAAUCUUCGUAUGGCUCGUCUUAAAGCGCAAGGUACUGACAAAGAACAAUCUCCUGAAAAGGGGCUGGAAUGGUGAACUCGUCUGUGUCCUGUGUUCUCUUCAGCCGGAGACGGUUGACCACCUUUUUGUGGGGUGCGAGUUUACUUGUGCACUACUGGAAAGUCAGUUGUCUAAUAAAUAUUCUUUAGUUAACUGCACUUCGGUGACUGGGCUUUGGGGGUGCAGCAGACUCAAAGGUGGUGUUAUAGGGCGUUUGGAGCUUACUACUAUCGCCACCCUGUGGUGGACUAUUUGGUUGGAGCGUAAUAUGAAAGUGUUCGAGCAUAAAAAACGUAACUCGAGCCAAUUGCUGCGGCAGGCCUGUGAACUUAGAUAUUUGUAG